This is a messenger RNA of Onychomys torridus (southern grasshopper mouse), 2057 nucleotides long. It is a transcript of the gene Znf3, whose product is annotated as zinc finger protein 3. NCBI's taxonomy places the organism in Eukaryota, Metazoa, Chordata, Mammalia, Rodentia, Cricetidae. The coding region runs from base 233 to 1576 and encodes 447 amino acids. The transcript is spliced from 5 exons. Gene Ontology annotation, cellular component: nucleus. Gene Ontology annotation, molecular function: DNA-binding transcription factor activity, RNA polymerase II-specific; RNA polymerase II cis-regulatory region sequence-specific DNA binding. Gene Ontology annotation, biological process: central nervous system development; regulation of transcription by RNA polymerase II. The record is from RefSeq and is a predicted model, not a curated record.
AAGGACGACCCGGAAACGACAUGGGGAGGGGGAACUUCCGUUCUUUGUUCUGUUCUCGGUUGUGUGGGUCUGUGACAGGGUCCAAGAGGGCCUGGUUCGUGUCCGGCCCCCUAAUUACGUCCCUGUCCCCAGGGUGAGUGGGGCCGUCUUCGGGACUCGCGUGCUACUUCAAAACCUGCUUCCUGCCGAGGCCACAGCUAGGAGAUCAGCGGCCAGACCAUUCCCCUCACCCAUGGAAACUCAGGCUGACCUUGCAUCUCAGGAACCUCGGCCCCUGCUAGAGAGUGCUCUUUCCUCUUCAAAAGUCCCUUCCUUUCCUGACAAGGACAGCCUGGGGCACGAGAUGGUGGCUGCUGCACUUCUAAAGGCCAAGUCCCAGGAGUUGGUGACAUUUGAGGAUGUUGCUGUGUACUUCAUCUGGAAAGAGUGGAAGCGUCUGGAACCUGCACAGAGGGACCUCUACAGGGAUGUGAUGCUGGAGAACUAUGGGAAUGUGUUCUCACUGGAUGGUGAGUCCAAAACUGGACAUGACCAAGUCCUCUCUGAAGGCAGGGCGUCACAUGAGAUGAUACUAGGACGAUUGCAAACGGAUGUUUCUCAGGGUCUUAAGUUUGAAGAAGCCUACGAACAAGAAGUCAGUCUGAAGAGACAGCUGGGGAACUCCUCUGUUGGAAGACUGAAUAGGAAAAUACAGGAGUUUCACCAAGUGACAGCUGAGGAAAAGCUCACUCACAUGGGACAAAGAAGUGAGAAGUAUAAUGAGUUUGGGAACAGUUUCACCGUGAAUCCCAAGCUUCCUUCACAUCAGAGAUUUCCCAUGGGAGACAGACCCCAUAAGUGUGAUGAAUGUAGCAAGAGUUUUAAUCGAACUUCAGACCUUAUUCAGCAUCAGAGAAUUCACACUGGGGAAAAACCAUAUGAAUGUAGUGAAUGUGGAAAGGCCUUCAGCCAGAGUGCACAUCUUAUUCAGCACCAGAGAAUCCACACUGGAGAGAAGCCCUAUGAAUGUAAGGACUGUGGGAAGACCUUCAGUUGUAGCUCAGCUCUCAUCCUGCACCAGAGAAUCCACACUGGAGAGAAACCCUAUGAAUGUAAUGAGUGUGGGAAAACAUUUAGCUGGAGCUCCACUCUAACUCACCACCAGAGAAUCCACACUGGCGAGAAGCCCUAUGCUUGCAACGAAUGUGGGAAGGCCUUCAGUAGGAGUUCCACCCUUAUCCAUCAUCAGAGAAUCCACACUGGAGAGAAACCCUAUGAAUGUAAUGAGUGUGGCAAAGCCUUCAGCCAGAGCUCACACCUCUAUCAGCACCAGAGAAUCCACACUGGAGAGAAGCCCUAUGAAUGUAUGGAAUGUGGAGGGAAGUUUACCUACAGUUCAGGCCUUAUUCAGCAUCAAAGAAUCCACACAGGGGAGAAUCCCUAUGAAUGUAGCGAGUGUGGGAAAGCCUUCAGGUAUAGCUCAGCUCUUGUUCGCCAUCAGAGGAUUCACACUGGAGAGAAGCCUUUGAAUGUAAUGGGUGUAAGCAGAAAUUCUCUCGGAGUUUCUGCUGAAUUAAACAUCAGAGAGUCCACAUGAGAGAGCCAUAUGCCAUUUUCCUCACUCCCUAGUCUAACGAGCUCUUGCCUUACCUUAUAAAUAGGGCCAAUUUAGACAGUGUCCCACUGCCAACCUUUCACUUAGAGAGUGGGGCAGAUGAGAAAGAACAUCCUGGCACAGUGACCAGCAGGAUUUCCCAGGAAUGGAUACCAGUCUUGAAAAAUUGUGAGGCAAGUAGCAGAUUAAGCACUGGGAAAAGAAGGAAGCUUGGGGACUGGUCACCCCUUUGGGGAAGGGGUUUGCACUAAACCAAUUUUCUCACACCAGAAGAGCCUUUCUUUCCAAGGUGGGGAUGGAAGCUUAUUAGCAACAAAAUUCCAAGGAUUCCUCUAGUUGGAGUCAGUCUGGUAAGCACAAAAGGCAGAGGGAAGAAUAUUCUGGGUCAUCUUAAGUUCUGGGAAGGGAAACAAGUUGUAUUUCUUCCUUUCUUUUUCGAGACACAUCUCACUAUGUAGCCCUG